AUGUCGAAGUCACAUUCUGAGGCCUCUGAUGACUUCGAGUUCAUCGAAACACCUGCUGCUCCUACUCCAACGCCACCAACUGAAGAUUAUGGAGUCCGCACCACUUCUUAUCCUGCCAUAAAGAAUGCACCUCUCCCAGCCGACGCAUCAGGCAGCGAGACAUUCAACAAUACCCUCCUAUUCUCUCUGCUGGCAGUCGUCCCCAUAUACCUAGCUCGUCAGCUCUAUGGCGGUUUAUGGACCGCCCUUUUUCUUGCGGUCCUCACCACCAUCCCGAUCUUGAUGGCAUUCUGGACGAUUGCUUCGACAAUAUCACCUCGCAAGAACGAGAAGGCUCGGUACCCUGGUCGACCCGUACAAGACUAUCUGCAUUUUCAUGAUGAGAACGACAGGAUAAAGUAUCAUGGCAAGAAUAGGAUUCCAAUGGAAACGUUCCAUGAAAUGUACUUUGAUGGCAAGGUUGAUUUCAAAGGCGAUUGCCUCGAACUCAUGGAAUAUCGCCAUGACUGGGCAAACUUUCGCUUCACUCUGAGUCUCUUCAAGUUCUUCCUGUUCGGAAUGAUGCCUGAGUUGAUCAUGCAUUCUCGGUCUCAAGAUGAAGAACAAGUUCGAGACCACUAUGAUCGUGGUGACGAUUUCUACGGCUGGUUUCUUGGCCCUCGCAUGAUAUACACUUCUGGGAUUAUCUCCGACAUUAACCGAGAAGAGAGUCUCGAGCAGCUUCAAGACAACAAGCUUGCUGUUGUCUGUGAAAAGAUCGGCCUCAAGAGCGGCGAAAAACUGCUUGACAUAGGUUGUGGAUGGGGCACGCUCGCCAAAUAUGCUUCUGUAAACUACAAUGCCCGGGCCACUGGCAUAACACUCGGACGCAACCAGACAGCUUGGGGCAACAACGGCUUACGGAAGGCUGGCAUUUCCGAAGAUCAAAGCAACAUCUUGUGCAUGGAUUAUCGCGACAUCCCAGUUCCAGCCGGUGGUUACAACAAGAUAACCUGCCUCGAAAUGGCUGAGCAUGUUGGUGUCCGUCACUUCAGCAGCUUUCUCAACCAAGUAUACAACAUGCUCGAUGACGAUGGCGUCUUCUUCCUUCAAAUUGCUGGUCUUCGAAAGGCCUGGCAGUACGAGGAUCUCAUUUGGGGUCUUUUCAUGAACAAAUACAUCUUCCCCGGAGCUGACGCUUCCACCCCGCUUGGUUUCGUUGUGGAUAAGCUUGAGGGCGCAGGCUUCGAGGUGAAGGGUGUCGACACUAUUGGCGUGCAUUACUCGGCUACGUUAUGGAGAUGGUACAGGAAUUGGAUGGCAAACCGAGAGAAAGUUGAGGCGAAAUAUGGCAAUCGAUGGUUCAGGAUCUGGGAGUACUUCUUGGCAUAUUCCACCAUCAUCUCUAGACAGGGAAGCGCAACAUGUUUCCAGAUUACGUUGGUUAAGAACAUCAACAGCACGCAUAGGGUGGAAGGGAUCCCUAGCCAAUUUGGUCUGGCUGGCGCUCUCGCAGCUGGGCAGGUCCAUAAUGCCGGUCACAAAGCGACAGAUGUAACUAGCGGGCUGGGUAACAAGGUCAAGGAUGCUUUAAGAACGGAUUAA
This is a messenger RNA of Endocarpon pusillum Z07020, 1584 nucleotides long. RefSeq lists its product as uncharacterized. The record is from RefSeq and is a predicted model, not a curated record. NCBI's taxonomy places the organism in Eukaryota, Fungi, Ascomycota, Eurotiomycetes, Verrucariales, Verrucariaceae. The transcript has 3 exons. The coding region runs from base 1 to 1584 and encodes 527 amino acids. Gene Ontology annotation, biological process: cellular response to biotic stimulus.